AUGUUGACUUUCAAGCUUGCUAUUUUGGCGUGUGGGCUAUUAGUCGUUGCCCGCUUUCUCUUGUCCUUUGUUAAAAGCUUCACAUCACCAACACGACACGUUCCAGGCCCUCUAUUGGCACGAUUUACUCGGCUAUGGUACUUCAGACGUGUUGCCGUUGGCCGCUUCGAACAUGAAAACAUCCAACUCCAUCGGCAAUAUGGCCCGAUCGUGCGUCUUGCUCCGAAUAUGUACAGCAUCGAUAUACCGGAGGCUGUAAACACGGUGUAUGGAAUCGGCUCCAAGCUGCCAAAGUCAGAGUGGUAUGACGGAUGGAAGCAUCCCAGUCCCGAUGCCUGGACCAUCUUCCCAGACAAAGACAUCAAGCGACACGCUCAAACACGAAGAGUGUUCCAAGGCUUGUAUAGUAUGUCCAGUCUCGUCAGCUACGAGAAAUACGUGGAUGAGUGCGCAGAUGUCCUGCUAAGUCGCUUGUCCUUGUUUUCGAAGAGCAAGGAGCCCAUAAACAUGGGCCACUGGUUCCAAUGUUAUGCGUUCGAUGUCAUCGGAAAUAUUACCUUUUCUAAACCGUUUGGCUUCCUUGACCGCGGGGAGGACGUUUCCGGCUUGCUACAGGCGCUGCAGAAAGUCCUCGCGUAUUCUACGCUGGUUGGCAUAUACUCCUCUCUUCAUCCCUACAUAUUUGCCGUGACCAACUUUUUUGGCAUGGGAGGAGCUGCAGGACGGACAUACCUCGCAGGGUAUGUUAGAGAGAGAAUCCGACAGAGAAAGGCUGAGCAGACAAAGAAGGUAAAAAGGGUGCACACCGAUGGAUCUCCCGAAGAUUUCCUGGAGAAGAUCAUGAUCAAGAAUAAAGACGCCCCCUCCAAAGUGACUGAUUAUCAUGUCUUCAUGAUGAGCAUGUCCAACAUCAUCGCAGGAUCCGACACCACAGCUAUCAGUCUAUCAGCCAUCUUAUACUAUCUCAUCCAAUACCCAAAUGCCAUGAGAAAGGUCAGAGAGGAGGCUGCUCUCAUUUUCGAUACUGAUGCUCAUCUUAGCUUCAAACAGAGCCUCGAAAUGCCAUAUUGGCAAGCUGUUAUGAAAGAAGCACUGCGUCUACAUCCCGCCACGGGGCUUCCUCUUUGGAGAACCGCCGCCGAGGGUGGCAUAGAACUGAAUGGACAGUUCUUUCCGGAAGGGACUACUAUAGGCCUCAACACAUGGACGGCACAUUACAACAAAGACGUCUUUGGGGACGAUGUCGCAGAAUUUCGGCCAGAGAGAUGGUUGGAGGCUGAAGAGGAGGGUGGACACAGGAUAGCUCAGAUGAACGCAUACUACUUACCGGUGAGCCAUCCGACUGUUGACAUGUUCAGGCAGGGCUAG
This is a messenger RNA of Trichoderma citrinoviride, 1368 nucleotides long. RefSeq names its product cytochrome P450. Gene Ontology annotation, molecular function: iron ion binding; heme binding; monooxygenase activity. The record is from RefSeq and is a predicted model, not a curated record. The transcript has a single exon. NCBI's taxonomy places the organism in Eukaryota, Fungi, Ascomycota, Sordariomycetes, Hypocreales, Hypocreaceae. The coding region runs from base 1 to 1368 and encodes 455 amino acids.